Messenger RNA from Habropoda laboriosa, 546 nucleotides. RefSeq lists its product as uncharacterized. Bases 1 to 546 code for a protein of 181 amino acids. The record is from RefSeq and is a predicted model, not a curated record. Lineage: Eukaryota; Metazoa; Arthropoda; Insecta; Hymenoptera; Apidae. The transcript is spliced from 3 exons.
AUGUUUCCCCGGCUAUGUUUCAUCGUUAUUUUAUCACAGUAUGGGGUAAUAAGCACAAUCGAUGUGAAUUUAAACGAACUGGGAUAUUUGGCUGCUCGUCUCCAACCCUUCGAGUGUCGACGCUUGAUAGCCGCGCUUCAUUACACCACUUACGAGCUACCGAAUAACUUAGCUGCAGCUGAACGUAACAUAGACAACGAGAUACCUUGCAUACGACACCUUUUGCACUGGAACAGUUCUCCAACGGAGGGUAAAGGAAAAACUCACGACGUUUUGGCGCACAGAUUACGUCAAAUAGAUCGAAAUGAUCUAGCGGACUGGUUGGGCAAAUCCGCGUUCAAGCAACUGGGGAAAGAUCUAGGGAGAGCGAUGGUGAAAGCGUUUUAUGAACUUGGCAAAGAAGAAACUGAUUUACCAGAAUUGAGACAGCAGGAAAGUGAAGAUGAACGGCGAGAUAUGGAGAUGGAAGAGAUAAGGAAGAAGUAUAAAAUGGAAAAUAGUAGCGAAGUCACUGAUUACACGCACACAGAUGACGAUACGAAUUGA